UAUAAAGAGGGGAUUACUAAAGGCCAGAACAUCCAUGAUCAUGGAUGGGGUGAGGAUGUAUGUCGUCUUUGGGGUUAUCUUGUUGGUGUUGGUUACAGUUACCUCCGGACUGUCACCACCAAAGAUUAUUUCCAACGAAGACGAGUUUAUCCUGAAGCCAAACUCCAUGUUCAACAUAAGCUGCACCGGUAAAAGAAAUGUGGUUUGGCAAGAACCCCUGCCCAAAAACGUCUUCGUUUAUCCAGGAUACUACACGGCGACGCUCUUUAUUGACAACGCAACUGUUGAAAACACUGGCUAUUAUAUGUGCACGUUUGAAACCCCGGAGGGUGAUGUGGAGGAUGAAUUGGAAGACGAGAAUGAGGCCGGGAUAUAUGUCUUUGUUCCAGAUCCCCUGGUUCCAUUUGUUCCUGAGUCUCCUGAAAACUUGGUUGUACCCAUGGACAAUACUGGAGUCCCCAUCUCCUGCCGUGUGUCUGACCCCUACUCUCACGUCAUCCUGAGGAGUGUCCCCAGUGGACGGGAUAUACCUGCAUUCUACGACAACAAGAUGGGCUUCUUCCAAAGCCUCUCCCCUGGGCAGUAUCAGUGUGAAACUAUUGUGAAUGGCCAGACAGUCACAAGUGUUAUUUACACUGUAGAGGACAAGGUCUCAGCAGAGGUGGAGGACUUCGAUGUUGAUGUAAAAGCCAGCGAGGAGACAGUGAGAGCGGGGCAGCCUUUCAACAUCACCUGCACCGCUCCUGCUGGACUGGGCUUUCAGCAGCAGUGGCUCCAUCUUAAAAAACAGGCUCUGGAUGCUGUUCAGAUGAAACAGACUCUUCCUGACCGGGUCAUCUACACCCUCAAUUUCCCACAAGCCACCUCUCAGGACAGUGGCACCUACGAGUGCUCCAUCACCCACGAAAUCAGUAGAGAGGUCAGAGUCGGCAGGGUGGCCAUCACCGUCUUCGAGGAGAACUCCUUUGUGGCACUGGACCACAGUGGGAUUCAACCAAUGGAGCUUGUAAGCCUUUUGGAGGAGACAGAGUUUACCAUCCUCAUUAACGCCUAUCCAGCCCCAAAAGUGACAUGGCUGAAGGACGGCAAAGCCAUACCAGAGAACUACUACCUCCUCACCAAAACUAGCCAAAUUGAAGGGAAUAGGUAUCAAAGCAUUCUAACAUUACGGCAACCUCUGGAGAAAGACAACGGGAAUUAUACCAUCACAGCUGUCAGUGGCUCUCGCAUUGCUCGGUUCUCCUUCACCCUCAAAGUGAAAGCCUCCACCUCAGGCAUGUUCACACCAUCCUCGGCCCCUGUGCUGCUGCCUCACGAAGAGGAGAUGGUGGUUCCCCUCCACACUGCUUUCACCUUGACCUGUCGGGGAGAGGCAAAACUAGCCUGGGAGACGCCGUUCGAUGUUCCUGAGCAAACGCAGGAGGACAGCAGUGGCCUGUUUGUCACCACCAUCACUGUGGACGCUGCCACUGCGAUGCACACUGGCUUCUACACAUGCUUUUACAGUAGAAAUACCACCGAGGAGACCGAGGACAGCAGCAUCUACAUCUAUGUGCCAGAUCCAGAUGUUCCCUUUGUUCCAUCACCGGUGCCUUUCGGCAAUCAUGUUCUGUCCGACCGCGGGGAGAUGGAGAUCCAGUGUCGAGUGUCUGAUCCCAGUGCUAAUGUGACCCUGAUUAAUGUUGACAGACAGGAGCCUGUGCCUAGUGUUUAUGACAGCAAGAGGGGCGCUCUGGGCGUAUUCACUGCAGGAACCUAUGUUUGCAAGGCCCUCAUAAAUGGAGAGGAACACAACAGUGGGGAAUACAUCGUCCAUGGGUGGGCAGGUGGCGGAGCGCUGCAUGUUGAGCUAACAGCCAAAAGGACUGCCCUGUUGGUGGGAGAUUCCAUCACAGUCAACUGUCUGGCUCGGGGAUCUGAAAUUCUGGAAGACCACUGGAAAUACCCUGGCAAACUGGCUGAUCGUGCUAUCAAGACAGUGCACGAGAAUAAGAGAGAUCAGGAAAUCCUUUACACCCUGACGAUCCCGCAUGCCUCAGCCAAAGACAGUGGCAUCUAUGCUUGUUCCAUCACUGAUGUUGUCAGUAAUGAGAGCCAGACAAAGCAACUUGUUGUCACAGUUUAUGAAAACGAGUUCAUGUACUUUCGGCCGGAGUUCAGCGUCCGUGAAUCAGCAGAGCUGGAUGAGGUUCGGGAGUUCAGGGCCGAAAUCGACUCCUUCCCCAGUGCACGUGUCACUUGGCUCAAAGACGGCCUCCCACUCAGCUAUGUGACAGCUGAGAUCUCCUCCAGCCUCCGACAGCUUAGCGAGACCAGGUACCUGAGUGUUCUUACCCUUAUCCGUGCAAAGGAGGAGGACAGCGGGAACUACACAAUGCGAGUGGAGAAUGGAAACCAAAGUCGCAGUGUCAGCUUUAUCCUGCAAGUCAAAGUGCCUGCAGUCAUUGUGGACCUGAUGGACAUCCACCAUGGCUCAGCCACAGGCCAGUCUGUAGUAUGUAUUGUAGGAGGGCAACCCACUCCUGAAGUGGAAUGGUUCGUCUGCAAGAACAUCAAACAUUGUGCCAACGACUCAUCUUACUGGAUGCCACUUCCUGCAAACUCCACGGAGAUUACAAUCGACUCGCACAUCGACGAGGACAACAACCUGGAGAGCCAGGUCAUGUUUGGCCAUCUGGAAAACACACUGGCGGUGCGCUGUUUGGCCAGGAAUGAAAUGGCUGCCGUCAGCAGGGAAGUCAAACUGGUGUCCAACGGCCCUCACCCAGAGCUGACUGUAGCUGCUGCUGUGCUGGUGCUCCUGGUCAUUGUCAUCAUCUCACUCAUUGUCUUGGUUGUUAUCUGGAAACAGAAACCAAGAUAUGAGAUCCGCUGGAGGGUAAUAGAGUCUGUGAGCCCAGACGGCCAUGAGUACAUCUAUGUGGAUCCCAUGCAGCUUCCAUAUGAUUCCAGAUGGGAGUUCCCCCGUGACAGACUUGUGCUUGGUCGCAUCCUGGGUUCUGGAGCCUUUGGUAAGGUUGUAGAGGGCACCGCGUAUGGACUCAGCCGUUCCCAACCAGUCAUGAAGGUGGCAGUGAAAAUGCUGAAACCCACAGCACGCUCCAGUGAGAAACAGGCCCUGAUGUCAGAACUGAAGAUCAUGACUCAUCUUGGACCGCACCUCAAUAUUGUUAACCUGCUGGGAGCGUGCACCAAGUCAGGCCCUAUCUACAUUAUCACUGAGUACUGCUUCUACGGAGACCUGGUUAACUACCUGCACAAGAACAGGGAAAACUUCCUCAGCCUGAACCCAGAAAAAACUAAAAAAGAGAUGGAUAUCUUUGGGAUCAACCCCGCAGAUGAGAGCAGCAGGAGUUAUGUGAUCCUGUCCUUCGAGAGCAAAGGAGACUACAUGGACAUGAAGCAGGCUGAUAACACUCAAUAUGUCCCCAUGCUUGAGAUGAACAAUACCUCCAAGUACUCAGACAUCCAAAUGUCUAACUACGACCACCCACCUUCUCAAAAAGACUCCAAUGAGGGCGAGAUGGACAACCUGCUGUCAGACGAAAAAAAUGAGGGCCUCACCACCACCGACCUGCUCAGCUUUACCUACCAGGUGGCCAAAGGCAUGGAGUUUCUGGCUUCCAAAAAUUGUGUGCACAGGGACCUUGCAGCCAGGAAUGUCCUCCUCUCUCAAGGCAAGAUAGUGAAGAUCUGUGACUUUGGACUGGCAAGAGACAUCAUGCAUGACAACAAUUAUGUCUCCAAAGGGAGCACUUUCCUGCCAGUGAAGUGGAUGGCACCAGAGAGUAUUUUUGACAAUAUGUACACUACUCUCAGUGAUGUCUGGUCCUACGGCAUCCUUCUCUGGGAGAUAUUCUCCUUAGGUGGUACCCCAUACCCCGGGAUGGUUGUGGACUCAAGCUUUUACAACAAGAUCAAAAGUGGAUAUAGGAUGUCCAAACCAGAACAUGCACCUGAUGACGUGUAUGAGAUGAUGAUGAAGUGCUGGAACAGUGAGCCAGAGAAGAGGCCUUGUUUCCUGGGUCUGAGUGACACUGUAGCUUCGUUGCUGCCCUCCAGCUACAAGAGGCAUUACGAGAAAGUCAAUCACGAGUUCCUGAAAAGUGACCACCCCGCCGUGACUCGGGUGUGCCUGGAAAAUGACGACGCCUACAUCGGCAUCACCUACAAGAACCAGGGCAAGCUGAAGGACAGGGAAAGCGGAUUUGACGAGCAGCGGCUCAGCUCUGACAGCGGCUACAUCAUUCCCCUCCCUGACCUGGACCCUAUAUCUGAUGAUGAAUAUGGAAAGAGGAACAGACACAGCUCUCAGACGUCCGAGGAGAGCGCCAUUGAGACGGGCUCCAGCAGCUCCACUUUUGCAAAGCGUGAGGGUGAGACUCUGGAGGACAUCACACUCCUGGAUGAGAUGUGUCUGGACUGUAGUGACCUCGUGGAGGACAGCUUCCUGUGACCCCUGCCCAGCCUGUAGAGCGAAAGCAGCAAGGAAGAGGAAUGAGAGGACGUGGGAAACUAGAGAAAGACCUGUAAAUCAACCAAAGACUUUGUUGUCUACCCUCUAGCCCCAUCAGUACUCCUCCUGGACCGCCCUUUCAGAGUACAGAACAAAACCACUUCACUGUCUGGAUGAGUCUGUGGUGAUAGUACGGUACGCCCCUUCCUUCUCCCUGGACACUGCCCCCUAUUGGGCUGGAGGAGUGAGUGAGCAGUGACGAAAGCAAGACCUCAAGGACUAAAACAGCCACUGAGCCCAAGUAUCGGACCUAUGUAGUGACAAAUGUAACUGAGAACAGAUUAAAAAAAAGAUUGUCUUUUUAAUUUGCAGAGCUUUAUUUUAUCGGGCAUUCUUUUUAACAGCAAUAUAAGCAAGAAGGGAAGAAACAAACAUGUCUAAAUGAACACCACAGGAUGUCAAUCAGCCAUAUUUAACCACUACAGAUGCACUAUUUAAACUAGAUGAGUCCAAUACUAGCAACAGCAUUGGCAGGUCAACUCACCUCACCUGCUGCAAGAGAAGCACCUGAUGCUGGCACAAUCAGUAGCAAUACUCGGAUUUAAAAGCACAAAAUCUGGACUACGUGCAUUUUUUUGGUUUUAUUUUUUUUGUUAUAUGACCAUAUGACCAUCUAAUGUUUUCAAUGGCUAAAUAAGUGCAGUUUAUUUUUUUACUUUGUCAUUAUGUAAACAUGUAUUUUUUUGUGAAUACCAAGUAGAUAUUGACCAUAGCUGUUGAAUGGUGACGAGAAUUGAGCUUUUGAGUCGCAGGCGGUGUCUCACUUUUUGCCCAAAUACAACAUAAUGUUCUCCGAAGUCAUUCCAGAUAAAACUUCAAUCUUAGUAAAAAUGAAGUGUGAUUGUAAUGUAAAUAGCUCCAGAGUUGUUUUAUAAGAGAGAAUAAAUGGGAUAACACUCAUGUAUUUUAUAUAAGCACAACCCCCCCCCCCCCAUAUAUUUCCACAACAGGAAUGACACGGAAAUAUUUGCUAUCAUUUGCUAUCAUAGUGGACAGAAUACAGUUUUUGACAAUAGUUGUGGAGUACAUCGCAUGAGAAAUAUUCAUAUUUGAUCAUGUUUUUAAUAAGUGACACGGGUGGUAUUAAUCAAUGUACCCACUACAAAAAAUGGGAAGCAUAAAAUAAAAGGGAUCACAGUGAAACACAGUUCAUCAUGUUGUCAGUAAACAUGAAAUUAGGGCCAAAAAACAAACAAAACCAUAAUUAUAUCCAAUGGCUGUGCUUUACAAGCAGGUUAUGUCCUCCAGUCUCAUAUUUGUAUCUGUUGUCCUCACGUCUAUUAGCAGGUUCUAGUUAUACUAAGACACUAGAUAUAGGACUAGAGAUUCGUGUUGAUCUGAUGUCAUACAUCAAUUAUGUGUAGUCUUCUGUUAUCUUGUAGCUACUGUACCAGCUGUACCACUGCCUCUGACUCUUUCUGUUGACUGUGAUAUAAUCUGCAAUCAAUUGUUGCACUUUCCUUUUGUCCCAGUUUUGUUUUGGACGUUGCAGAGUAGUUAGCCUGCUUUGGCUUUAGAUGACUCCCUGUUUAAAGCAGCGUGGAUGUGAAUGUUGUGGAUGUGCCGCAGAUAUGAGUGAUGUGUUGUUGACGGUACAGUAUCUGUAAUAAUAGGUAAUCACCCAAUAUGAUGAUUUACUGCUACGUUUCAUUAUGUUACACCAUGUACAUUCAGAUGAUUUAUAUUUCAAUAAAUGAUUUAUAAUGUUAAAAAAUG
This is a messenger RNA of Scomber scombrus (Atlantic mackerel), 6232 nucleotides long. RefSeq names its product platelet-derived growth factor receptor, alpha polypeptide (gene pdgfra). Gene Ontology annotation, cellular component: signaling receptor complex. The record is from RefSeq and is a predicted model, not a curated record. Gene Ontology annotation, biological process: multicellular organism development; positive regulation of kinase activity; protein phosphorylation. NCBI's taxonomy places the organism in Eukaryota, Metazoa, Chordata, Actinopteri, Scombriformes, Scombridae. Bases 35 to 4456 code for a protein of 1473 amino acids. The transcript is spliced from 29 exons. Gene Ontology annotation, molecular function: ATP binding; platelet-derived growth factor alpha-receptor activity; platelet-derived growth factor binding.